Molecule: messenger RNA, 4700 nt
Organism: Coregonus clupeaformis (lake whitefish)
Lineage: Eukaryota; Metazoa; Chordata; Actinopteri; Salmoniformes; Salmonidae
Product: putative helicase mov-10-B.1
Exons: 23
Coding region: 150-3209 (1019 amino acids)
Molecular function (GO): RNA binding; 5'-3' RNA helicase activity
Source: RefSeq, a predicted model, not a curated record
UUUCUUGAGGCUGACACGAUUUCCGCAUAUCGUCUUUAGUGGCUGGAUGAUCACUUACGUUUACUACACAAUGAAACUCAAAUAGGCUACUUUGAAACAAUAUAGCUAUUUCACCAAAUCUCACCAGCUGCUCCCAAUCACAUAUCACCAUGAAUUUAAGAACGCGGAGACAAAUUGGACUGGAUUUUUAUGAAUUCUUGCAAGAAACAAAUCGAACAUCAGUCAAUGACAAAAGUGAACUCCGAGACAUCUACAACUCAGAGUUUCGAAACAGGGAUGGAGUGAGAGACCCUAACUUCAGUUCGAUCCUCUACGCUCUCAAGCUGUCCAAUAAUGCCAAAGUCUACUCAGGAGUGGUGCACUUCAAACCAAAGGUGAGGGAGUUCUGUCAGGACCAGUGGCAAGGACCCCGGGGAAAGGGGCGUGGCCAGAAGCAGCAGGGGGCGUCUAGUUCUUUUCCUGUUCAGAAUGGAGGCCAGGUGAACGGGGUGGGGCAGAAGAAUGGGGUGUGUGUGGCGCCCUCACCUGGCCCAGCCCAGACAUCACACACCCCCAGGAGAGACUGGAGACUGGCCAAUUACAUCCUCAGGAAGUUCAACUCUGACAGAGCGGAGUUGAUCUCAGACCGUGGCGGUAUAAGCAUCACUUCUGAUCACGUUGUUGUAGACGGCCUGAUCAAGUUCAGUCUGGAGAGUGAGACAGAGGUGUACGUAGUUCGUCUGUUCCUAAAGAACUCCUCCUCUAGUCCUCUCUCCUUCACCUACUACUCUGCUCUGCACAGGAUGACCUGCUUCAACCUGCAGGACAUGCACAAAGUCACCCGCAACAACCCUCUACAGCUGGGACCAGGUGACCAGUAUGAGGUGCAGCUCCAGUUCCGGUCCAGCCUCCUGGGUUUCUAUCCAGCCACUCUGGUCUUUGAGUUUAAACCCUCCCUCUCCUCCUCUCCUGCCUUCCACCUGCUGCGGUUCAUCGAGGCCCAGUAUGUGACGGGGUUGGCCAGGGAGCUGGCCCCGACUGCGCCCUACCGACCUAGAGCUAUCAUCAGCGCUACAGCUUCUCUGCCUUACACUGUAGAGGACGGGGAACCACCUGAGAGUCUCUCAGCCAACAACCUGAAGCCCAUGGUGCGUCUCCAGGACUACAAGGUUCCAGGAUAUGUCAGAGAUCUGAUCAAGUUCCUCAAUGGAUACUACUCCUCCUCUACUCCUUUACUGGAUGCUCAGUCUGUCCUAGAGUCAGGUCUGAGUAGAGAGAAUUACUCUAAACGGUUCCAGCUGCUGCUGUAUCUGGAGGAGCUACAGAUGGAGGUGGACAUUAAGAGAUACAACAAGCCCAACACUCCCAUGGUCAGAGACAAGACCAACAAGAAACUACUGGUGCUAGAGGUACCAGGUGUGUCAGAGAACCGUCCGUCUGUCCUGCGGGGCGACUCCUUCCUGGUGACGAGGUCAGAUGACGCUAAUAAGCGGGACGUGGUCAAAUACCGUGGUUACGUCCACCGUGUGGAGCUGGACUCCGUCAAACUGGGAUUCAACAGCAAGUUGCUGUCCUCCUUCGUGGAUGGUCUGAGGUUUGAUGUGGAGUUCACAAUGAACCGUCUGACCACUAGGCUUCAGCAGAGAGCAACAGAGCUGGCUGACAGACACAGCCUGGGGAACGUACUGUUCCCCUCUGGAGAUCAAACUAUCAAACUACCCAAAAAACAACCUCUCAAGUUAUAUGACAAGGCUCUAGAGCAGAACCCAGAACAGUACACAGCAGUCCAGAACAUCGUAGCUGGAUCCUCCCGACCGGCUCCUUACCUGGUGUUUGGACCACCUGGGACAGGUAAGACUGUGACGGUGGUUGAAGCUAUCAAACAGGUGCUGAAGACACAGGCCCACGGCCACAUCCUGGCGUGUGCUCCGUCCAAUAGCGCGGCAGACCUGCUGGCUCUGAAGCUUCUACAACACCUGGAACACAGGAAGCUGUUCCGGAUGUAUGCCGCGUCCCGUAACCCUAAUGAUGUGCCCAAUGAAAUACGGGCCUGCUGUAACCUGGAUCAAGAUUGCUUUGUGUUUCCCUGUAAAGAGGAACUGAUGAAGUACAGCGUCAUGGUCACCACCCUAAUCACUGCCGGACGGUUGGUGACAGGUGGUGUUCCUCUGGGUCAUUUCAGUCACGUGUUUGUCGACGAGGCAGGACACGCUGUUGAAACAGAGACCAUCAUACCACUGGCUGGGCUGCUCCAACCAGAGACGGGUCAGGUGGUUCUGGCUGGAGACCCUAAACAGCUGGGACCCAUCCUCAGGUCUCCUCUGGCUCUGAAACACGGCAUGGGUGUGUCUCUGUUGGAGAGGCUGAUGAAGGGUGUGAGUCUGUAUCAGAAGGAGGAGGAGACAGGAGCGUUCAACAACUGCUACGUCACCAAACUACUGAGAAACUAUAGGUCUCAUCCCUCUAUCCUGAAGGUGCCUAACGAGUUGUUCUAUGAGGAGGAGCUGCAGGUGUUUGCUAACGAGAUGAUCCGGAACUCCUACUGCACCUGGGAACACCUGCCUCAGAAUAAUUUCCCGGUGGUGUUCCAUGGUGUAGCUGGUCGUGAUGAGCGAGAGGACACCAGUCCAUCUUUCUUUAACGUGGCGGAGGUCGAGGUGCUGAUGGACUACCUCAAGAAGCUGCUGCAGGGGCAGGGCAAGAGGGGCCUCGCCACAAUCUCACCCAAAGACAUCGGCAUCAUCGCCCCCUAUAGGAAACAGGUGGAGAAGAUCCGUAAAGCCUUGAAGACGCUGGAGAAAGACUUCAAAUCUACCAGCAUCAAAGACCUGAAGGUGGGAUCAGUGGAGGAGUUCCAGGGUCAGGAGAGGAGGGUGAUACUGGUCUCAACGGUCCGCAGUAGCGCCAAGUACGUCCAGACAGACCAACACUUCAGCCUCGGCUUCGUCAAAAAUGAGAAGCGGUUCAACGUGGCGGUGACCAGAGCCAAAGCCCUGCUGAUCGUGGUGGGAAACCCCUUAGUGCUGCGAGGAGACCCCACUUGGGGCAGGUUCCUCCAGUUCUGUUCCCAGGCGGGGGGGAAGACAGGGUUUGACUCCUCCCAGGCUGAGGGAGAGGAGGAGGUGGUGGAACGACUAGCUGCCCUCUGCUUACAGGCUGAGCCCCAAGUGGAGACAGAGGAGAGUGAGGUUCAGCAACAGAUUGAACCAGAGUGGAGGAACGAGCAGUGAGAGACACACACACACCUCAUGCAGGCACAUCAUAGAGGAGACCCAACAACAGUACUCUUCUUGCUAACAGCUAGAGACACCAAUGACAUCAUCCCUAGAACAGAUGUUUUCAAAGUGUGAGGCACGCUUCCUCCAGAGAGUUUCAUGUAAGGAAAGCUAAAUAAAACGGUAUUCAGUUCUCUAAUAAUGAAUAAAUAUUAAGCCUGUUUCUAACUAUAGGCAGGGGGGGAAAACACACAUUUUUUAAGCAGUUUUAAUGGCUACAUUUAAAAAGAGGGUUGUCCCAGCUUUUGGUUGUCUUGCUGUUCUCUGAAUGAAUGCCCACUGUCUCAGACUUUGAAAGCGUCUGCCCUAGUACUACUGCACUAAGUAACAUUUGAUACCAGGCCAAAGUUAUUUAUUGUAUAAUUUCAAUACCAGAUCCAGCAGUUGUUACCAUAUAGUUUCCUACUUAAUACCAGGUGAACUUCCUAUGAGAUCUAUCAGGACCAGUCCUCUAGGAUAAAGUGAAUGAAUUUAUACAAUGACUUUGUACCCUCCAUCUAUGCUGGUGCUAGUUUUAUUAGUUUGAGUCUGUUGUAUGUAGUCUUAUAGACAGAGACUGAGGCCAGGAUUCAAUCCCAUCACGUUUUGUUGGCUAUGCACCUUUUAAAGGCAAUGUUCCUGCAUUCGCGGAGACUGCAUGAAUGGUAAUAGCUGCAUAUGUCAGCUCAAUCAGAAAUAAUAUUUUAAGGCCUACUCCAGUCUCCAUUCCCCAAAUGUAUAACCUGAUUUACUUAACAAAAGGCACAUCUCAAUGGGUGGACCAGGUAUCCUCAUGACAUUGCACAAGUUGGGGGGUGGGCCUUUCCUCUUUUGUUCUCUAUUGCUCCUCAAGCAAGGGGGAGGCCGAUGACACCACAAAGUCCCCAUCAUACCAACUCCGUGAAUGCCCUACUCCUUGAAGUUUGCAGUUUUGUAAAAAAAAAAAACUAUUUUGCUCAAAGUAUAUUUUUUUUAAACCUGGAGUAUGUGUACUUUACUGUAUUUAUUCUUGGAUGUCGCUUUUCAACAGGAAGCAUUAAAAAAUAAAUCAUUGGAGGACGUCUUUAAAGAGAUUUUGGCAAUUAAGCUUGAGAUUUAAAAGGAUAGUGCGAGAUUUUUGCAAUCAAGUCCUUUUUCUACUUACCCAGAGUCAGAUGAACUCAUGGAUACCAUUUGUAUGUAUCUGUGUGCAGUUUGAAGGAAGUUUAAGGUAAUUUCGCAGGCGAUUGCUAACUAGUGUUUGUGCAAUGAACGCUAGUUAGCAACAUCCUUCAAACUACACCCAGAGACAUAAAAAUUGUAUCCAUGAGUUCAUCUCAUGGAUGUCUGUAUGUCUGAGGUUCAGGCCUUUACAGUGUUAGCCUAGAGGUUCAGUUCCCCUUGAAUUCAUCAAACUAUUUCUCUGUGUGUCUGACCUUGUUGAUGUAAUCUAAGAUAAACUGGAAUAAAUCAUUAUUAUAUGUCUGA